GGAGAAGACAGAAGCAGAUCUGAGGAGAGAUCGGCGGUGGUCUUUGAGGCAUCUGUAGCAACAGUCACCCUCAGUUGAAAUGAACGCCAGCCCCCCUGCAGGAAGCGCCCUGGCCCCUGGCGGAGCCACUGGCCCCACCACACCCAAGAAGGGACCACCCAAGUUCAAGCAGAGGCAGACCCGCACAUUCAAGAGCAAGGCCCCCAAGCCAGGCCAGAAGGGCUUUGGCGACGAUAUCCCCGGCAUGGAGGGUCUUGGCACAGACAUCACAGUGGUGUGCCCAUGGGAAGCCUUUGGCGACAUGGAGCUCAGCGACUUGGCCAAAUACGGCAUCAUUUAAACCUGCUGCCUCCUGCCUUCCUUGCCUGCCUGUACCUCUCCUAAAUCUAAUCCUCUCCGCCCUGCCUUCUCUCCACCUCGGCUUGGCACGCCAUGAUAAGGCUGCCGGCAAACCCCCUAAUGCCCUCUCGUCUAUCUACCUCAUGCUCCACUCCACUCAGCGGAUGGGAAGCAUAAGAAUGUUCUUAUUUUUAUAUUAUUAUUAUUAUAUGAUACUGUGUAUACACUAUAUAUAUUUGAAAUGAGAAGACGAGAAAAAGACCUCCACAUACCUUACUCCCUUUCCCUUCAUCCAUCUACAGUAGUCUUCUCCUGACUUCUCCUCCCUCCUCAUUUGGACUUCCCUCUCUCUCCCCCCUGCCACUCCUAACCCCCGGCAAUGGACGCAAGCAAAACACUAGUUAACACUAGCUUGUAUUUGCUUCUAGCUGUCUAUAAAAAUGUAAAUAUUUUGUUCUCAGAGUUGAACCUUUUUACCUUGUCUUCCAUCCUACCUUUUGUACUCCCCCCCUCUUUUAUUUUGCAUUGUAUUUUCUAUUCCUUGUGCACAUGGUUACUGUAAACACCAAGGGAUGCAAGGAGAGCGUGUAAUAUGCUGUGGCGGUGACAACGACAAUGCACUUUCACACGAUCAUGGAGGAUGAACUCCCUUUUAUCCCAUCUCUCUCUCUCCUUGCUGCUGUCUGAACCCACGCCCCUCCUUAGAGAAAACAAUGGCGUAUAUGUUUUGCGUUGCGAGCACAAUACCACAGAAAAUGUACUGUGAUCUGGUAUGUCCUGAUAGCCGCAGUAAAAUGUGUUUAUUUUGAGUA
Chelmon rostratus (copperband butterflyfish) is the source of this 1151-nucleotide messenger RNA. RefSeq names its product retinal cone rhodopsin-sensitive cGMP 3',5'-cyclic phosphodiesterase subunit gamma-like. The transcript has 3 exons. The record is from RefSeq and is a predicted model, not a curated record. The coding region runs from base 80 to 340 and encodes 86 amino acids. Gene Ontology annotation, cellular component: photoreceptor outer segment membrane. NCBI's taxonomy places the organism in Eukaryota, Metazoa, Chordata, Actinopteri, Chaetodontiformes, Chaetodontidae. Gene Ontology annotation, molecular function: cGMP binding; 3',5'-cyclic-nucleotide phosphodiesterase activity. Gene Ontology annotation, biological process: positive regulation of epidermal growth factor receptor signaling pathway; positive regulation of G protein-coupled receptor signaling pathway; visual perception.